ACCAUGUCUCAAUCCUUCAACACUACUUCAAAGUUUUCACCUUUAAUCCCCAAAACCAACACUUUCUCUUUUCCCAUGACAACCCCUCCUUGUUCCAACUUUGAUGGACAAAGUAAUGGCGACCAACCCUCGUCGAGUUCGCGUUGGAAUCCGACGCCGGAGCAGCUGUUGGCACUGGAGGAACUCUACCGACUUGGACUGCGGACGCCGACUGCCACACAAAUCCAGACGAUUGCCGCGCGGCUACGUAGGUUUGGGAAGAUUGAAGGGAAGAAUGUCUUCUACUGGUUUCAAAACCACAAGGCAAGAGAAAGGCAGAAACGCCGCCGUGGAGUAUUAGAAACUGCUUCUAAAGAUGAGGAAGCAGAAGAACAACGUGAUGUUCAUGAUGAAACCUUGGGAAAGAGAGAAACAGGGUUGAGAAGGACAGGUUAUGAAGCUGAAGAGACAAAGACCAGGGGACCUCCUUCGAACAGCACUAGACAUUCAGAGGGAUCUACAGCAGCAACUGCAGAAAGUGGACCAAAUGGGUGGAUACCAUUGCAGGAGAGGGAAUUACAUCAGAAGAGAAAGCAAACCCUAGAAUAUAAUUUGUCUUAUUCUCCUAUUUCCUUCAUAAACCUCAUCAACACAACUCCAUUAGACCUUCUAAAUUCUUCACCUAAGUCCAUCCACGAGAACUUUACCAAUCUUGAAGAAGAAAACAGAGAAGAUCAGACCCUGGAGCUGUUUCCUCUUCAAAGCAGCAUACGUGAUCAAACCGGCAUUAACUUUGGGAAGAAACUAGACACCCAAUUUCACAUCACAACCAUAAAUCGCCACACCAACUUCACCCCAAACCAGUAUAUUGAGUUCCUCCCUCUCAAGAACUAAAGAAAGUAGCAGAGGAAGCAGCGCUAGGAAAGUAGUGUUUGUGUCAUGCAUGGUACAAGUAGGAUAAUGAACAGCAAGUGUUAUGUGUGCAUGGGAAGGUAAGAGGUUGCCUUAAAAUGCAUUUGGACCAUGUGGUUAAUCCAAGGUAGGGUUCCAUCGUUUUCUUUAUGAGUAUAAAAUGGAGAUAAUUUGUGUUGACAGUUUUGUCUAUAUGUUGAGAGGGAGAGAUGGAGAGGCAAUGGAGAUGUAGGAACGAGGAAGAACUUGAUGGUGAAAUGACCUAAAUUUUGGAGUUG
Molecule: messenger RNA, 1169 nt
Organism: Rubroshorea leprosula
Lineage: Eukaryota; Viridiplantae; Streptophyta; Magnoliopsida; Malvales; Dipterocarpaceae
Source: the annotation of a GenBank genome assembly